Messenger RNA from Plutella xylostella (diamondback moth), 1292 nucleotides. RefSeq lists its product as uncharacterized. Lineage: Eukaryota; Metazoa; Arthropoda; Insecta; Lepidoptera; Plutellidae. The record is from RefSeq and is a predicted model, not a curated record.
UUGUAUUAAUUGAUGCUACAAAAAUGUUUGAUAGUGAUUUGAAUGUUAACGAUAUUUUGAGGAUGGAUUUAAUGCCAACGUAUUUUAUUCAAGAAAUUAAUGAAGAUGGUAGAACUAACGUUAGUGACGUGGUAAAGGAGGAUCAUAAUAAUAUGUUUCCGUCAGUGAAUGGAUCUAUAGACGCGGCGCUCUCCACUUUGUCUUUUCACAGGAAAAUGAUGAACGAAUACCAAUGCCGCAAUUUCGUAGCUGAGCAGAUAUUAGAGGAGAUGGGCAAACCCGCCCUACAGGACCGUAUGGGGGCGCCGUUCACGCCCAGCGCCCCCCAUAUUAGCGCCCCCCGGCCCAGCGCCUCCUGGCUCAGCGCCCCCGGGCUGAUGCAGGAUAAGCGGAGUCACGCCGACAUUAUGCACGACGUGGGCUCUACUAGCUACCAGGACUGGCUGGCCAAAGUGACAGCCCUAAACGACGUGUACCAGCACUUCAACGCCGCGUCUCCUGGCCGCCCCUCGUCCCCUGGUAACUCCAGCGCGGCGGCGGCGCCGGCGGCACCAGGCGCGCAGGACCGCGACGGUGCCUACGACGUCUAUGAAGGCACGUAUCCAGGAGGCGGCUACGAGUACCACAUGCCGCCCCCGCCACCUCCCCUGUACCACCCCCCCGCAGCCCACGACGACGCGUACGAGCAGAAGUAUGAACACCACGUUCACGAGCACGACGACCACCACGGCUCGGGACUGUCGGAUCUGUUUGAUAUCUCGCUGACGGGGAUAGCGUUCCUGAGCUUCGGCAUGUUUGUGCUGCAAGUUUGCAUGUGUAUUACUAUGAGCCACGAACAACCUCAAGUGAUGAUUGACAACGGAAAUGACGAGAUGAACGUAGAAGAAGUGAUCCGUUUCAAACGAAACGCUUUCGGAGAGCCCAAUACUUACCCUGGCCCAAGAAGUCCGAACUACUAUUCGGAUCCCGAAACUCCUUUUCCGAAGCGCCGUAAAAAGAGAGCUACAAGUCUCUCAGACUUCUCUCUGACAACUCUGAAUUCUCUGUCUCGAUACGCUCUGUUGGCUCUGAAGCCCACGACUCUGCCGUGUCUGUACCGCGCGCUGUGUCUGGGGAACCAACGGGCGAGGAACCUGAACGAUAGCAGCAGAUAUUGGCUACCGGUUUGGCAUGUGGGCGUGUCGUGGGCGCGGGGCGGCGCGUUCGGCGCGCUGCGGGCGGCCGCGCUGGGGCUGGGCGGCGCACGCUGCCACCGGCUGUUCCCCGCUGCUGAGUGCUCCGAGUCAUCAUGA